AUGGGCAGACACGCUCUUUGGGCAUAUAGGACAGCCUUCAAAACACCAAUUGGGAUAUCCCCAUAUCAGCUGGUGUAUGGGAAGGCAUGUCACCUGCCAUUAGAGCUGGAGCACAAAGCCUUCUGGGCCCUCAAGCUAUUAAAUUUUGAUAGUAAUGCUGCUGGGGAGAAAAGGAUCUUGCAACUGCAAGAAUUAGAAGAAUUUAGAGUUCAAGCAUAUGAAAAUGCCAAAAUUUACAAGGAGAAGGCUAAGAAAUGGCAUGACCAAAAGAUAGCAAGGAGAGAGUUUAUAGAAGGUCAAAAGGUGCUACUAUACAACUCAAGGCUCAAGUUCUUCCCAGGGAAGCUUAAGUCAAGAUGA
Molecule: messenger RNA, 360 nt
Organism: Arachis duranensis
Lineage: Eukaryota; Viridiplantae; Streptophyta; Magnoliopsida; Fabales; Fabaceae
Exons: 1
Coding region: 1-360 (119 amino acids)
Molecular function (GO): nucleic acid binding
Source: RefSeq, a predicted model, not a curated record